AUGGGUAAGCAAGGCUUCUACGUCAGCAAGGCAUUGGCCGUCGUGUUCAUCGUGCUGGGGUUGGGGGCCUUGGCCACCAUCAUCGCCCUGUCGGUGGUCUACGCUCAGGAAAUGAACAGGAACACGAAUGGAGGGACGAAUGGAGGGACGGGGACCACCACCACCACCAAGCCCCCCGUCACCAGCAACCGCCCCGUCACCACCAAUCCCCCCGUCACCAGCAACCGCCCCGUCACCACCAAUCCCCCCGUCACCAGCAACCGCCCCGUCACCACGGCGGCCCCCUCCAACGAACCCUGGGACCAGUACCGACUGCCCAAGAGCCUGGAGCCCACCCACUACAGCGUGACCCUGCACCCCCGGCUCAAAGCACAGGAGGGAACUGGGCUCUACAUCUUCACAGGUGAAUCCUCCGUGGACUUCCAUUGCAAAGAGGAGACCGACCUCAUCCUCAUCCACUCCAACAAGCUGAACUACACCAGCAAGGCGGGCGGAGAGUGGGCGGAGCUCACCGUGGUGUCCGGCGCAGACACGGCUCCCACCAUCACUGAGUCAAGGCUGCAGACCGAGACCCAGUACCUGGUCCUGACUCUGGACAGGAAACUAACCAAAAACGCCGAAUACCGCUUGACCACCACAUUCACAGGAGAGCUGGCCGAUGACCUGGGGGGCUUCUACAGGAGCGAGUACGUUGAGAAUGGACAGAAAAAGGUCAUAGCCACCACUCAGAUGCAGCCGACGGACGCCAGGAAGGCGUUUCCCUGCUUCGACGAGCCGGCCUUGAAAGCCACAUUUGACAUCACUCUGAUCCACGACGCUGGGACCGUGGCUCUGUCCAACGGCAAGGAGAUCUGUGAGUUCCCGGAUCGGGGUCCAUCCUCUCCUGAAACCAUCGAGGGCAACAGCGUGAUGAGGACGGUUUUCGAGCGGACUCCGAAGAUGUCCACGUACCUGCUGGCCUUCAUCGUCAGUGAGUUCGGAAACAUCACCGACACCGUGGACGACGUUACGAUCAAGAUCUACGCCCGCAAACCGGCGAUUGACGCUGGUCAGGGAGACUACGCCCUGAAAAUAACUGGACCCAUCCUGAAGUUCUUUGAGAAUUAUUACAACUCCAGCUACCCUCUGCCCAAAUCUGACCAGAUCGCUCUGCCGGACUUCAACGCCGGCGCCAUGGAGAACUGGGGUCUGAUCACCUACAGAGAGACGGCGCUGCUCUACGACCCCGAGUUCUCGUCCAACAGCAACAAGGAGCGCAUCGCGACCAUCAUCGCCCACGAGCUGGCCCACAUGUGGUUCGGUAACCUGGUGACCCUCCGAUGGUGGAACGACUUGUGGCUGAACGAAGGCUUCGCGUCUUACGUGGAGUAUUUGGGAGCAGACAACGCCGAACCCGACUGGGGCCUGAAAGACCUCAUCGUGCUGAACGACAUUCACCGCGUGUUCGCCGUGGACGCCCUGGCCUCGUCUCAUCCCCUGUCAUCCCCAGAGGACGCCAUCCAGAAACCAGCACAGAUCAGCGAGCUGUUCGACGCCAUCUCCUACAGCAAGGGGGCGUCGGUCCUCAGGAUGCUGUCGGACUUCUUGACUGAGCCUGUUUUCCUCAAGGGGCUGCAGACGUACCUACAACAAUUUGCGUUCGGGAACACCGUCUACACCGACCUGUGGAACCACCUGGAGCAGGCCGUGCAGGACCUUGAGUUCAACCUCCCGUUCAACGUCACGGACAUCAUGAACACCUGGGUGCUGCAGAUGGGAUUCCCCGUGGUCACCGUCGACACCACGACCGGCAUCGUGACCCAGAAGCAUUUCCUGCUCAACCCCGACUCUGAAAUUACCACUGAGUCCCCCUUCGAGUACAAGUGGAUCGUUCCCAUCAAGUGGCAGAAGAACGGAGCCGAACAGCCGAUGGAGUGGUUGAGAGAAGAAUCAGAAACCAAACCAGAGAUGAAGCUUGGCGGGAGUGACUGGGUGCUGCUGAACCUCAACAUGUCGGGUUACUACCGAGUGAACUACGAUGACGGGAACUGGGACCGCCUGCUGAACACCCUCAGCAACAAUCACGAGGCCAUUCCUGUGAUCAACAGAGCUCAAUUAGUGGACGACGCCUUCAACCUGGCCAGAGCAAAGAUCAUCCCCACGGUCCGAGCCCUCAGCACCACCAAGUACCUGACAGGAGAGAUGGCGUACAUGCCAUGGAAGUCGGCCAUCAACAACCUGGAGUUCUUCUUCCUCAUGUUCGAUCGCUCGGAGGUCUUCGGCCCGAUGCAGAAAUACCUGCAGAGACAGGUCCAAAAUCUAUUCACACACUACAACAACGCCACUGCUGGCUACACAGCAGACGCUGUUGGACACCAGAACCAGUACACCCAGGUCAACGCCUUCAGCCUGGCCUGCAGGACCGGUCUGACCGAGUGCCAAAACCUCGCCAGCACAUUGUUCAAAGACUGGAUGGCCACCGGCGUUAACAAAAUCCGUCCCAACCUGCGCACCACUGUGUACUGCAACGCCAUCGCGGCCGGAGGCGUCGACGUGUGGGACUUCGCUUGGGGGCAGUUCCAGAAGGCCACGAUCGCCACUGAGGCAGAAAAGAUCCGUUACGCGCUGACGUGCACCAAGGAGUCCUGGCUGCUCAACAGGUACCUGGAGUACACACUCAACCCCACCCUGAUCCGCAAGCAAGAUGCAACCUCAACCAUCAUCUACAUCGCCGAAAACGUGGUCGGCCAGAACCUGGCGUGGGACUUCAUCAGGGCUCGGUGGCCCUACAUCUUCUCCCAGUACGGAGGCGGGUCCUUCUCCUUCUCCAACCUCAUCAACGGCGUCACCGAGCGCUUUUCUACCGAGUACGAGCUCCACCAGCUGGAGCAGUUUAAGGCGGAUCACGCUGAGGUGGGUUUCGGCUCCGGGACGCUGGCCUUGGAACAGUCCAUCGAGAGAACCAAAGGAAACAUCGAGUGGCUCAAGGAAAACAAGCAGACCGUCUUAGAAUGGUUCCAAAAGGAAGUCUCUGCAUCUCCCUCCUCAUAGUUCUGACGCCAAACUGAUUUUUCCCGCUGCUUAAGCUUUUAUUAUUAUUUAUCAUCAUUCUAUGUCAUUAUUAUUAUUAAAUAUUGUGAUCAGCUGUGAGAAAGAAAUUCCAUAAAUUAUUUUGUGCAGAGCUAAAUUUUUCUCAGUGAUGGCCUCUGAGGAAAACAACGCGUUAUGAAACUUAAUGUAUAUUUAUCUUUAGAUUAUUUUGUGUUUACAGCAGAUCAGCUGAAUUCU
Messenger RNA from Salarias fasciatus (jewelled blenny), 3267 nucleotides. RefSeq names its product aminopeptidase Ey-like. Gene Ontology annotation, biological process: proteolysis; peptide catabolic process. The record is from RefSeq and is a predicted model, not a curated record. The transcript is spliced from 21 exons. NCBI's taxonomy places the organism in Eukaryota, Metazoa, Chordata, Actinopteri, Blenniiformes, Blenniidae. The coding region runs from base 1 to 3030 and encodes 1009 amino acids. Gene Ontology annotation, molecular function: peptide binding; metalloaminopeptidase activity; zinc ion binding. Gene Ontology annotation, cellular component: cytoplasm; plasma membrane.